CGGCUGCUGUAUUCACCAAAAACAGAGACACGGUGAGAGAGAGAAUAGAGAGAGAGAGAGAGAAAAAAAAAAAAUAACGACAGAGACAACAAAAACAACAACAAACUCUGUUGUGUUGAUUCGAUCCUAGCUACAAACAAUUACAUUCAAACUCUCAUCAAAUUCAAGUUUAUUGUUUUGUUUUUCGAUUCGCGAAGUUUCUGGUUCUUUUUUAUUUAUUGUAAUAAUUUUUUUUUUUUGGUUGAAUUUUGAUUUCUACAUGAUCGUGUAGAUUAUUGUUUUUUUAAAAAAUUAUUGGUGAAUUAUUGUUUGUGAAGAAUGGAUCGAAGUUGGAGUUGGAUUUUGAAUAAGGGUUCUCAAUGUGAAGGUUUAAGUUGGAGGGUUUGAUUUUUAAUUAAUUUUUGUUGGUGAAUUUUUUGUUUUGUUUGUUUGUUUGAAUGAUUUCUGCUGGAGAUAGAGAUGGAAUAAAGGGAUUAGGGUUAGGGUUAGGGUUAGGUAGUAGAAGGAAAGAGAUGUUGGAGUUUGAGCUUGAAGAAGGUGAAGCUAGUUCAUAUCAAAACCGUGAAGAUUAUGAUGCCACUGUUGAUCCAGAUGUUGCUCUUUCUUACAUUGACGACAAACUUCAAGAUGUCCUUGGACAUUUUCAAAAAGAUUUUGAAGGUGGCGUGUCUGCAGAGAAUCUGGGGGCAAAAUUUGGUGGUUAUGGUUCAUUUUUGCCUACCUAUCAGCGUUCUCCUGCUUGGACUCAACCAAGGACUCCACAAAAAAAUCAUAGUCAAAAUUCACCCAGAUCUCCUAAUAACAUGCACGCGGAGAGUGGACAAGGGGAUGCUGUACAAUGUUCGACUGGAAAUCAGUUAUCGAGACUUGGCCCAGGUUCUGCUACCUCCUCGAGGCUGGCUGCAAUUAAGGGAUUCUCUUUAGAUGAUGGAACCAAUCACGAAAAACGCACGGCAAUCACUAAUGUCGAGACAUUAAAUUCUAAAUAUGAGUCUCCAAACAGGAAAGCUGGUAGCAUAUCAGACCAGAAGACAUUGAAGGUUCGUAUCAAAAUGGGUACUGAUGAUUUGUUAACGCGGAAAAAUGCAGCAAUAUACAGUGGACUUGGUCUAGAUGUGUCACCGUCAUCAUCACUGGAUGACAGCCCCUCAGAAAGUGAAGGAAUUUCUCGUGGUCCUCUGGAUGCUCCCUUUGAAUCUCCGGCCAGUAUCCUUAAGAUUAUAUCAACCCUCCCUAAGCUUUUGAUGCCUCUUUCUGAUGAUCUCACUGAAUUAACUGAGAAGGAAGUGCAAACCAGAGAUUGCAUCCCUGGUCCUGUUCAUACGGAUGACCCAGAAAAUUCUGGUAUGUUACUAAAUGAAUCUAAUAUUGUAAAAGGUGGCAGAAAAUUGUUAGGAGGGAAAAAAGUUAAGUCCCUAGAGGGUUACGAGUCCUCGAUGGAAGUCAAGGCUUGUAGUAAGAAGAAUACUCGUAAUGAUGUUGGAGGGCCGUCAAAGAAAGAACAAGGUGAAGAUGCAUUGACUAUGGAGGAACUAGUUUCAAAAACCAUGAAACUUCCACUUUUGUCCAAUUCAUAUUCUCUCGGUGACGACUCGGUAAAGAAUGUACUUGUGCCAUGUAAUAAUUCAUUAAAGGAAGCCAAAAAGGGUGUGGUGAAGGAGAAAACCUUGUCGGACCAAGCACGAAAGGAACAGGUUGAUCAAGCAUCUGCCGAAGUGAAUGGUUUUUCUGAAAGGGCAAAAGGAGGUUCUGGAAGAAAAGCUGUGGGAGAUAAGGUUUUGCUCGAUGACACAAUAAUAGCUGAAUCUAAUGUUUCCAAAGUUAGAACAGCAUCAAGCACUGAAUGCGUAGAGCCUCCUAAGAAGGCUAAUCAGAGAGAUAGCCUGGGCGAACAAGACAGUGCGGCAUUGCCUUUUGUGACAGAACAUCCAUAUCCUGGAGGGAAGAAGAAGUCAAAGGGAAUUCGUGACACCGUGAUUAUAGAGAAGGAACAAGAAAAUAUGAAGGUUGGAUCCUCUUUGAUUCCCAAAACAAAAAGGGGUUCUGAUGAUAGUUAUACAUCAAAAAAUGAAAUUGAAGAUGUCAAACUACGGAAGGGUCCUGGAAAGGCUAGAGAAGCUUAUAGGGAAUUCUUUGGAGAAUUGGAAGAUGAGGACGGGAUUGAUACACCAGAAACAUCUUAUGAAGAUAAACUGAAAGAAUCUGAAGGGGUUGAGAGAAGCGCUCCGGAAACAAAUCUUGGAGAAAAGGAGACAUCGGGUGGUAAGAAAGUUGACAAGUCAAUGACAGAAGUAUACCCUAAAACAGCCACAAAUGUGAACGGAAAUGGGGCUCCUACAAUGUUGCCUCCUGUUGAGAUGGAAGAUAACUGGGUGCAGUGUGACAGAUGUCAUAAAUGGCGUCUUCUUCCUGCUGGCACAAAUCCUGAUAGCCUACCCGAGAAAUGGCUUUGUAGCAUGCUUAAUUGGCUGCCUGACAUGAAUCGAUGUAGUUUUAGUGAGGAUGAAACUACUAAAGCCCUUUUUACUCUAUACCAAGGGCAUCCUCUUGAUGCUCAAAGCAACCUGCAAAAUGGCUCAGGUAGUGUUAUGGUGGGAGGAAAUGGGGCAACUUUCCAGCAUCCUGGUCAACGCCAUCCAAGUAAUGAUCUGCACGGUGUGCCUGGUGGGAGGAAAAAAGUUGCAAAAGAAAUAUCAAAUUCUUCAAAUAAAGAUGUCACUUCUCAAUUUUCACAUUCUAUAAAGAAAAACAUACAGUCAUCAGUGAAAAGUAGGAGCUUAAAUGACGUGAACAACUCUCCUGUUGUGGGUGAGGCUGAUGCUUCAGGGGAGAAACACAAAAACAAGCCAAGGAUGCCGGAGUACAAUUCUGAUAGAGGUGAUACGAAGAAUAUGAAAAGCAGGAGGGAUCCUGAUCAAGAUUAUUCGAGGCCAUCCAAGAAAAGUAAGACUGACAAGGUUCAUUCUGCUGAUAAAGAGUGGAUUCCAGAACAGAAUGGAACCACUAGGAUGACCACUCCUCAGCUGGCAAGUAUUCGAGGUCAUAGCUCAAACAACACUUUGCCAACUGCUUCAGCUGGCAAAGAUCGGCCUAGACAGAAAGACCACUCCUCAUCAAGUGACUCCAAAUUCAGAAAGGACAGACCACCAGUUUCUUCUGAGAAGAGAAAAAAUAAGGGUCAGGAUUCCUUGAAUGAGGGGUCCCUGGAUUUGGAGAAUUGUUCCGUUGGUAGUGUAAAAAAGAGGAAAUCGAAGGAGUAUCAGGAUGCUCAAGCUAAUAGCACUGGUAAUCCUCGCCAACACGAGAGUAGAAUUUUCGAGCAGGAGUUCAGUGAUUCCAGGAAGGAAAAGAAAGCAAAAAGUUCAAGAUCUGAAGGCAAAGAGUCAAGUGCCAGCAAAGGCAGCGGCAGGACUGACAAAAAAGUCAGUCAUACAAAGAACCAGAAAUUCAGGCAAAAUCCUGGAAGCAAUCAUUCACAUCGGAGCAUGGAUGUCAUGGACAGUUCGAAGAGGGACUUGGGAUCUGUACAGGUUUCUGUUGCUGCCACUUCAAGCUCGUCUAAGGUUUCUGGCUCACAUAAAACCAAAGCCAGCUUCCAGGAAGUGAAAGGCUCCCCUGUGGAAUCAGUUUCUUCCUCACCUUUAAGAAUUUUAAGUACAGAUAAGUUUUCAAACAGAGAAGUUAUGGUGAAAGACGAGCCUCAUGAUACUGCUGCUGUGGAUAGUCCAAGAAGAUGCGUAGACGGGGAAGAUGACGGUGCAAGUGAUCGAUCAGAAACAGCUAGGAAGGACAAAUUUUUCACCAUGACCCACAGGUCUGAUUUUCCGGGCAAGGGUAGUAAUCAUAUGUCAGAUACUAAGCCUAAAGCCCAAACAACCAGCCAUUGUACUAAUGGUGGUGUGGACACUAUGGCCCACGAUGGGUCAUAUCCAAGAGAGCAGAUUAAGCAUCAUGGUGAAGACAAGACUGGUACUCAUUAUGCUAAUGUGUCUCAUGCAAGGAAAACUGGUACGGAGUCAGGUUUGGAGGAAAACAAGCAGGGCUGCAAGUCAGAGCCCUUUGCAGGAAAAGUCAAGAGUUCUAGUUCUCCUAGUCAACUGCCAGAUCAGUCUCCUCUGCGUGAGACAAAACGUGUGGAUGGAAAAGUUAAGUUGGAGGAGAAGUUUGGGCUCAAGCCUGACCAGAAUGAAACUGUACAUGCUAGCAAAAAAGACUUCCCGGUAAAAAAUGAAAGUAGGAAAAAAGAGAAUCAUGUAAAGAAGGAGCAUGACGUUCAGGAGGUUAGUAUUGAUGCCCUAAGCAAAAUGGAACCAUUACAUGCUCCCACAAAGAAUCAGUUGGCAGACUGUGAUACUGAAAGAUCUUCAAAGAGGUCCCUUUUGGAAAGACCUGAUCAAGAAGUGCUUGGUAAAGGGAAGUCUCAAGUUGAGACUUUGAAUCACUGCCCACGACCAGUCAUUGGUUCCCACAAAGGGAAUGGAGAUAUGGAAGUUGACCCGUCCAAAGCUGAUGAUGCGUCAAAGCUGCAAAAAAAGCAAUUCAAAAAGGCUGAUCAUCAAAAUGGAACUCCACAAGUUAGCUCCAGAAAUCCUGCACUUAAUGGACACAGAUCCAAGGAGCUUGAUGCCCCUAGUCCGGCUAGAAAGGAUUCUUACAGCCAUGCUGCUAACAAUGCUGUGAGAGAAGCUAAAGAUCUUAAGCACCUGGCCGAUCGUCUUAAGAAUUCUGGAUCCACUCUUGAGAGCACUAAUCUAUACUUCCAGGCAGCCCUUAAGUUUCUAAAUGGUGCCUCUCUAUUGGAAUCUGGCAACAAUGAUAAUGCUAAACAUAGUGAGAUGAUUCAAUCAAAGCAGAUGUACAGUAGCACAGCAAAAUUGUGCGAGUUUUGUGCCCAUGAAUACGAGAAAGCAAAAGACAUGGCUUCAGCUGCUCUGGCCUACAAAUGCACCGAGGUCGCAUAUAUGAGGGUAAUAUAUUCUUCACACACUAGUGCAAGCAGAGAUAGGCAUGAGUUGCAGACAGCCCUACAAAUGACUCCUCUUGGUGAAUCUCCAUCAUCAUCAGCCUCUGAUGUUGACAAUGUUAACAACUCUACAGCAGCUGACAAAGUUGUCCUAUCCAAGAGUGUCAAUUCACCCCAAGUUGCUGGAAACCAUGUUAUUGCUGCACGAAGUCGUCCAAAUUUUGUCAGGAUACUUAAUUAUGCCCAGGAUGUGAAUUUUGCCAUGGAAGCCUCAAGGAAAUCACGGAAUGCAUUUGCAUCUGCUAAUGCAAGCCUGGCCGUGGGCAAGAAUGCAGAUGGUAUUUCCUCUAUCAAGAAGGCCCUUGAUUUUAGCUUUCAAGAUGUGGACGGGUUACUACGUUUGGUACGGCUUGCUGUGGAAGCCAUUAAUCGUUAAAAGGUCCGAUUAAUCAUGAAACGAUUCUAGCCCAUUAAGAACACUUGUUCCUUUCGUAAUGUACAAGACCUUCAGCAACAAAAAGAUAUUCUUGAUUCAUUGAUGAAGGGCAGGGUUUGUUAUGUUGGAUCUUGAACCAGUUUUUCCAACUGAUGAAGCUAGUACUAUCUCAACAUAUAUGUUUCCAUAUGCUGUAAAAGGAAGUUUCAGUAUACAGUCGGACUUAGUUGUUUUAUGUUGUGUCUGAGAUGGUUGUCGAUGCAUUCAGAAGUCAACUUCUGUAAAAGCAAAUGCUGAGCAUCUUUUGUUCUCAUUCUGGAGGGGUUAUUUUUUGUCAAUCUGUAUAUGUGUAGAACUUGUAACUUCUGGUGAGAGGUGGUUGUAAUGUUGCCUAUACAAGUGGCAACUGCACUUGCUCCUCUUGGUCGGUCAAGGAGAGUAAGACUAAGGUUGUCUACUUGUCUUGUACAAUUUUGGGAUUAGUGGUAGAACUAUAUUCUUUUGUCAUUUCUUGUGAAUAGAGAACAACCAGAAAACAAUAAAAGAGGGAUGUACAGCAAGAUUUUUUUAAAGUGGAAGGUGAUUUGUUGCGAGUGGUAUUUCAAACCAUAAAGGAUGCAUUCAAUGUGUAAAUAAACUUUGUAAAAUCAAGUCAGAGACGGUGCAGCUGGUGGCUGCCUUAUGCAAAUGCAAAAUAGGUUGAGCCACCGAGGCAAAUUGAAAAUGGAGCUGCUGUUUAACUGGCAAACUUUGUAAACUGACUUUAAUGGAGUUUUUUUAUGGUCCAUUGUCAAAUAGUGUUUAAAAUAUAAGGACUAUAUCUUUAUCAGUAGCUGUUUGUAUUCAACAUUCAAAUUCAAUAUUAAAUUUUGACUCUUGCCAUAA
Messenger RNA from Trifolium pratense (red clover), 6284 nucleotides. RefSeq names its product cysteine-tryptophan domain-containing zinc finger protein 3-like. The record is from RefSeq and is a predicted model, not a curated record. Lineage: Eukaryota; Viridiplantae; Streptophyta; Magnoliopsida; Fabales; Fabaceae. Bases 438 to 5399 code for a protein of 1653 amino acids. The transcript has 14 exons. Gene Ontology annotation, molecular function: zinc ion binding.